Messenger RNA from Struthio camelus australis, 649 nucleotides. Lineage: Eukaryota; Metazoa; Chordata; Aves; Struthioniformes; Struthionidae. The record is from RefSeq and is a predicted model, not a curated record.
AUGCACCCUGGCUUUGCUGCACACCAGUUUGUUAAAUGGAUAGAAGAUGGCAUCCCCGAGGACCCGUUUCUGAACCCAGAGCUGAUGAAAAACAACCCGUGGGUGGAGAAAGGAAAAUGCACCAUCCUCUGAUGGGCCCGCAUCGACCUCGCCAGCCGGCAGCAGAACGGCUCCUACUGACUUAGUUGCUCUUGCGUUAAUGCUGAAUGUACUUUUUUUUUUUUAUUAGUUAGUUUCCUACUAUGACCAACUGAACAAAAACCCUACCCUCCUCUUGUCUUAUUAUUUCUACUAGUAGAAGUGUUUCUUUUUUAUGUCGGGUAAAGAAAACAUACGCAGGAUGGGCAAAAUUGUUCAGAGAAACACUGAUUUGCAUUGCAGCCGGGACCUGGAAGCAGCAACACCAAACAGGCAAAGGCGCCUCUUGGGUUAUCCCUGAGUUUCCAAUUACAAACCUUCCCUUGCCUCCGCCACCACUGCUGUGAACCUGACAGCCUCUUUGAAAGUAUAAGGGAAGAACACUUUUAUAAGACGUUUUCAGUAAUUUUACAUAUCCUUUUGUAAACUGUAGAACAUACAAUUUUGCAGCAAAACAGGCAAAAUAUGACAACUAAGCGUUUAUAAGUGAAAUAAACAGAGCUAGACCUCA